Molecule: messenger RNA, 1119 nt
Organism: Colletotrichum spaethianum
Lineage: Eukaryota; Fungi; Ascomycota; Sordariomycetes; Glomerellales; Glomerellaceae
Exons: 3
Coding region: 1-1119 (372 amino acids)
Source: RefSeq, a predicted model, not a curated record
AUGUUUGGGCGAAACUUGAAUGCCAUUAAGAAACCGGUUCCUUCAAGUUUCGAGGACCACUCAACGCGCUGCUCACGACAGCCGCGCCAGUCGUCAUCACCGCGUCGGCCGGCAACCACGCCCUUAGCUUUCUGCCGCGCGGCGAAAGCUGCGCUAUCCGUAACCGUAUCAGAGCUCAAAGCCAAGCGUAUCUUGGCCGAGGCGGACGAGGUCAUCUUUUACGGUCACGACCUCGCUGGGGCGACUACGGAAGCCAUUCGUAUUGAAGAACUGUCGGCCAUUGGCAGCAUGAUUGGUGAGCCCAUGGUGAAGUACGUUUCGCCAUAUGACGACCUCCAUGUGGCGGCGGGUGCCGGCACGCUCAUGUCUGAGGCCUUCGAGGACGCUGGGGCGUUCGACCAAGUCAUUUUGCCGCUGAGAGGCGGCGGUCUUACCGCCGCGCUAGUGCGGCCGACCCAGUUUGCCGACAUAUUGGACUCCCACGUCGACAAGGUCGUUGAGGUGUCCGAGGACGCGGUGCUAGCGGGCAUCGCGUUAUCACUUAGGCACCAAUCCCUGCUCAUCGAGGGUUCAUCUGGAGCGGCCAUAUUCGCCAUCACUCAUGCGAACAGCCUAUUGCACGAUCUGAGGGGCAAGACUCUAGCCCUCUUGACCGGCGGCAACCUGAGCUCCAAUAAUGUUGCUUGUGCUCUUGUAGCCGAUGUCGCAGAUCCCACGGCUCGACAGCAGAAUGCCCUUCGAAACAUCACUAAUCCUUCCAAUAGCAAUGGAGCCUUGGAUAAACUUGCUAGGAAGGCUCCAGUCGAGGGCCUUUUGACCUCAAAUGGAAGCGCAGCAGUCUUGAAAAAGAAUCAGGUGGACGCCUCAGUCACGAAAGCCAAGACUUUGCCGGAAGGCGUGAUGGAUGGCCCAUGUGACGGCUUCGACGAAAGAAUCGCAAUACUGCAUAACUUUGUCAGUCACAGACGCCAACUAUCUAGACAGCUCGAGCUAGAUAUCGACUGCUUGAGCGAAGACGUGCUGGGAGAUAUGGUCGCGAGGACACAGCGCAUGAUCCUCGAGUUGAGGGAUGCUCUCGUCAGGCGGGAAGAGCCUCUGUGGGUUCUCGAAGAGCCUUAA